This is a messenger RNA of Amphiprion ocellaris (clown anemonefish), 3071 nucleotides long. RefSeq names its product BOLA class I histocompatibility antigen, alpha chain BL3-6-like. Bases 16 to 1524 code for a protein of 502 amino acids. Gene Ontology annotation, biological process: immune response. NCBI's taxonomy places the organism in Eukaryota, Metazoa, Chordata, Actinopteri, Pomacentridae. The record is from RefSeq and is a predicted model, not a curated record. Gene Ontology annotation, cellular component: external side of plasma membrane. The transcript has 13 exons.
CCACCAUUCGAAAUUAUGCCGUCGAGAUUCCCACAUUUGGGGAAUUCGCAAGGGGUCAGCACAACCAGAGUGCCAGCUGAGCCUCACCCUGGCCCUGAACGCACCACACGGAACGAGCAGAAGGAGGAAGAAGCAGCCGAGCAGCAAGCGGUCGGUGUCGGCCUGACACGGACAGAAAAGUCGAGCCAUCCGUCCGAUCAAGCCCAAUUUACUAACAAGAGAAGACAGUGGUCUGUGCUCAAAAUGCUGCUGAUCGCAGUUUUGGUCCUCCUGGGGGCUCAACUGACGGUUCAUGGCGAGAAGCAUUCCCUCACUUACAUCUACACGGCCCUCUCCAAACCUGUCGGUUACCCGGGCAUCCAUGAGUUCACUGCCAUGGGCUUGCUCGACGAUAAGAUGAUCGACUACUACGAUAGCGAGAACCAGGUAAAAGUUCCCAAACAAAGCUGGAUGAAGGAGCGACUACAGAAGGAUUACUGGGAUAAAGGAACUCAGUCCCGCCGAAGCAAGCAGCAGUGGUUCAAGGUGAACAUUGAGAUCCUGAUGAAGCGAAUGAGGCAGAAUGACUCAGACAUCCAUGUUCUCCAGUGGAUGCAUGGCUGCGUGGGCGAUGUGCAGGAUGACGGCUCGAUCAAAUUUAACCGUGGCAUGGACAUGUACAACUACGAUGGAAGUGAAUUCCUCUCGUUCGAUGAUGGGAACGGCGUCUGGGUGGCCUCGGUUAAGUCGGCGGAAGCAACCAAGAGGAAGUGGGAUGGUGUCCUGGUGCUGAAGGAGUACACCAAGGGCUACCUGGAGAAUGAGUGCAUUAAGUGGCUGAAGGAGUUUUUGGAUUAUGGGAAAAAGCAUCUGAAAGAAGUCUCUAAACCUGAGGUCUUCUUGUACACAACAAAAUCCAGAGUGGAGACCAAUGUGGUUCUGAAUUGCCUGGCCACCGGCUUCUACCCAAAAGACAUCAUCAUGCAGAUCAAACAGAACGGCCGUGUCUUGGGUAAACUGGAUGGACUGAAGAGCUCUAAUGUUCGUCCAAAUGAGGACGACACCUUUCAGCAGAGAGACUAUGUGGAGAUUUUGAAGUCUGAUGUGUCGACGUACAGUUGUCGGAUCAUUCAUAAAGCGUCUGACAUAGACAUUGAGGAGGUUUGGGCUGGAGAUUCGAACACGGGUGUCAUCAUUGGUGCAGUGAUAGUAGUACUUUUGCUUCUUGUUGGAGUGGUGCUGGUCGUCUUGAAGAUGACGGGCAAAAUCGGAGGUGCCGGACGUGGAGCCAGGGACAUCAAUGUCGCUGCGAUUGCCGUGCCGGCUGCAUCUCCUGCCAAUGGCAAUGCGGCUAACGCCUCGCACGUACUGCUCAACCAAAACGAAGGCCGAGACUUUCGCUCCUCUGGUAGCAACGAUGACUUGAAGGAUGGCAAAGGGUCUAAAGGAUCUCUGAGCGGCAGUGACUCUGGUGUCUCUUCAAGUGGUCGGGAAAGCCAGACUCCUGAGGCAGCGAGUCUCCUGAAUAACCCAGAAUCAGGCUGAAGAUUCUGCAAGUACCAGGAUGUCCAUCAGAGUAACAAAAAGACUCCCAGGAACCAAAUUUACCAAUUCAACAAAUAUUUCAGUCGCUGGGUAAUUGAUAAAAACUGAAAGGGGAAUUUAAAAGUCCAACAUCUUGCCAAACUGAUGGAUCACCUGGAAAAUGUAGUUCUGUUUGAGCUGCUGAAAAGGUUUUUAAAAAUUGAAACAAAGGAAAUCCCGUUUCCAUUCCUGUUCAAGCUGAUCCUCAAAGUUAUAGCGUAUUUUGGAUGAUUUAGAUCAUUGGACAGGUUAGUUUCUUCACAGGGAAGAGGUUCCAUGGGAAUUCAGAAGUUCAAAACUUAAAUCUGAAAUAAGUCAUAACUGUGAGCCAGACCCUUAAAACCAGGUCUGUGCAACAGAAUAGAGGAGAAUACAGGAGAAACAUGGAAACAAACUUUUAGUAAAGUUGUUUAUACCUAAUUUGAUACCAAAUUAGACUAAAACCAUCAGGUUGAUUGUUUUGUUCUCAGCAGAAGCUUUGUAAUAAGUGAAUUAUGCAUAGUGAAUGUAUAAAAGAAUGGGACAAUUUUGUAUUCUUCACAGAAUCUUAAAAAUGAACUGAAGAAAAAUAUACAAAACAAUAUAAAGGUGCACACAAAGAAGAGGGAUGACAAAGAAAUAAAGAUCUAAGUGCAAUUUUACUUAAUCCAUACAAAUUAUGGAUCAGUGAAUCAGUUGGAAAGAAGUUUUUACAAAUGUGGCACAGUAUACCUGCAGCCAUUUUGAGUACACUAGUAUCAUUUUAAUAGGCUGAAAGUAAUUUUAAAAAAUGGGUAAAAAGAUUUCAGUCUGAUUAAAAAAAGAAGAAACAUUUUACUGGUUUUAUGCAUUUAAUACUCUACUGUGUAGUUUUAUUAUUUCAGCUUUUUAAGUCAGUUACCAUUGCAGAUAUGUCAGUACAAUUGAUGCUAUAUAAUAUACACAUUUUCUGAUUUAUGUUAGCAGCCUACAGAGUUUAUGCCUUUUAAAGUCAUUGUUCAUCACAAAACAUAUGAUUGAUUGAUGCCUUGUGCAAAUGUUAUAUUAUCUGGAUUUUAUGUUUUUACUGCUGUGUUUUUUUUUUUGUUUUUUUUUUAGCUUUUUAUCAGUUCUUCAGCUUAAUUGAUCAGUGUGAUGAAAUUAACUGUUAAAAUAACAUGAACAGUCACAUUAUAAAGUGCACUUCUCAGGAUGAACAUGUUUGACUAUUGAAUUUGUCGGUCUUUGUCAGAAAUCUUUCGGGUACUGUGAAAAUUCCAGUUGACUUUGAGGAUAUGAUGAGAUAGUGCUGACAUUUAUUCAAUAUUUGCAGCUUCUGCCUUUAAAUGUAAUUAAUUCCCACUUUCUUCAACCUUAUUUCUUUAAAAAAAAAAAAAAAGACAUGAUUAUUAGAACUAAUUGUAAAGUUUUUCUGUUUUUAUGAGUGGGCUACUUUGAAUCGGCUGGAAUCAGCUGAAGUAUUCACAUAAUUGAGAAAGUGAGAAGGGUUUUUAAUAAUAAUCUUAAUAAAAAAGGCAACUUCUCUCUUG